Molecule: messenger RNA, 1272 nt
Organism: Babesia sp. Xinjiang
Lineage: Eukaryota; Apicomplexa; Aconoidasida; Piroplasmida; Babesiidae
Exons: 9
Coding region: 1-1272 (423 amino acids)
Source: RefSeq, a predicted model, not a curated record
AUGCGGGGUGCGCUUACACAGGCACUUGAAGUGCUCAUCGUCAAACAUGUAUUGCCACAUGGCUCACAGCUAGCUAUCGACAAUGAAUCUAUAUAUGGAAACAACACCGUAGUAACAGAAAUGAGACAAACUCUUUUUUGUUUCAUAGUAUUAAUCAAUACUAUAACAAAGGAGCUAGCCAACGCUUCUGGAUAUAGGAGCUGGUAUGGCCCUGCCAAAAACGCAUUUAAUAGGGGUAAAUCAGCGUAUGAAAACAUAGUUAAGGCGGCCCAUGAUAGAGAAGAGGAAUGCGUCAUACUACAUUCCAAUGAUAGUCAAGUUGCACAGGUGCAAGGCAACGAAUGGGGAAGUGACUUAGGGUCAGAACAAUUCCCUUGUCUACAAAAGCUACAAAGAAACGAGUCGAAAGCGCUGUUUGAUAUAAAUGCAAAUAUACAGGGGAUAGUAGGUGAGAGCAGGAAGCGCAAGAUCAUCGCUGAAGGUGGAUGUUGGCAAUUUGUACUCAACCAGAUAAAUUCACUUGAUAUCGAUAGAUGUGACAUCAAGGGUGAGGUAUCUAGGGCAUUGAUCGCUUUGGCAAAGACUAAGUGCCAUUUUAUAAGAUCUGGAAGAGCAUUCCCGUUGGCAGAACAUGGCUGCAUCCUGAACCCGCAGACAAUAGAUGAUAGCGCGCUUGGCAUAUUCACUGAAGACUAUGAAACCAACCCAUGUAAAGAAAGAUAUGAAGGCGAAGAAUGCCAAAAAUUAAAGGAGGACAUUGUUGCACAAUGUACCAAUCUAAGGAUCAUGUCAGAAUCCGCAUUCCAAAUGUAUCACGCUGAUCUUAAUCAUAUAGAUGACAUAUGUUUCUAUUUACAGGCAAACGAAUGGAACCGUAGGACCGAAUCGAACAUAAAUAGACUGGGGGAAUCGACAGUGAAUCUCCUAAACAAACAUCAAAACCUAGAAAUGUUCCUCGAUUUGAUGCAAAACCAACAGGAAAAGAGUUUACAGCAAGCUGCUAGGCUAAGUUCGUGGAUGGGCACAUUGCAGGGUGAUAUGAAAAAUGUCUUCGUCAUUCUGGAUAUCAUUCGCUCAUAUCAACGAAAAAUAGUCGCCCUCGUCAUUGCAUGUGCUACCGAUUUCUUGUCUUACAAAGUGAUCACAAGAUCGGCGAUAUUGGAUCAAUUUGCUCUUAGCAAGGACGUCAUAUACAGUACAACAUCUAAGGCAAUAAAAUUGCUAUCAACCACCAACCCAGGCGAUGCUGAAAGAGAUGACCCAAAUUCGUAA